AUGAACAGUGAUCACCGCGUGGACUGGUCUCCGAUGGCAAUACUCAAACGGAGUGUCGGCCGACUCAAAUGGCAGCGGUUCGAGCGGCGGCUUCUGCCGAACCUGCUCCUAGUUUUAGGCGUGUGCGUGUGCACGGUCAGCUGCAAUCGAGCGCCGGUGUUCCUGAUCGAUGACCACGCGGAGAUAGUGAUACGGCUGAAAGAACACCCGGACACACCGGUCGGGACGCUGAUCUACAGGCUGCGCGGAUACGACGCAGACGGAGACCCGCUCACGUUCGGCGUGCAGAAGAGCGGCGACAGCCACAUUAUAAGACUGAAACAGAAUACCUCCAGCGAGGCGUACGUGUAUCUGAACCACGAGCUCGACCGGGAAACGAAGGAGGAGUACACCCUGAUCCUGACCCUAACCGAUGGGCGGCUCGGUGAGGGCAACUUCGUCACGCAGAGCUUCCUGCUGCUCGUGGAGGACAUCAACGAUAACGAACCGAUUUUUAAGCCGUUCGCGUCGGUCCUGGAGGUGGCCGAGGAUAGCCCGCCGGGCAUUCUGACCACACUGGAGGCGACCGACAAGGACGAGGGUGCGUACGGCCAGGUGAUCUACUACCUCCAGGGGCUGAGCGAGGAGAACAACGUGUUCUCGGUGGCCACCGUCAACGGGAAGGGUGUCGUGCGGUUGGCACGGUCUCUCGAUUACGAACGCCAGCACUUCUAUCACAUCAACGUCCUGGCCGUGGAUCGUGCAAUACAGGGGCGAAUCAAUACGGGGACGGCCGCACUGCUCGUGCGAGUGAAGGACGUCGAGGAUCAGCCACCGGAGUUUCUGGUCACGCAACCCGUCGUCCGGAUAUCGGAGGAUGCUCUCGUCGGCUCGGAAGUAAUGCGAGUAAAAGCCGUGGAUGGGGAUCGAGGUAUCAACAAUCGGAUCGUGUACGGUAUAGCCGGCAGCAAUGCCAGCGAGCUGUUCGAGAUUGACCGACUGAAGGGCUCGGUCCGGACGAGACAGCAGCUGGACCGUGAAGACUCCGGCAAUCCCAUCAACGGAGCGUUCAUUCUGGAGAUUGUGGCCACCGAGCAGAGUGAGCUGAAGCCACCGCCUUCGGCUACGAUGGAAAUUACGGUUAUCGUGACGGACGUGAACGAUGAACUACCGCGGUUCCGGAGCGAAGCGUACCGGUGCGAAAUUGUUGAGAACGCCCAGGAGAACACGCUGGCCACGUUCGUCGAAGGCAGCCUGAACGAGGUGUUCGACUACGAUCAGGGCACGAACGGCACGUUCCGCCUGUCGCUGCAGCCUCCGAGUGACAUCUUCGAGGUCACCCCGAGCCAGGCCCUUAACGAGGCAACGUUUGGGAUUCGCGUCAAGAACCCGGCCCUGCUGGACUACGAGCGGUUGCGGGAGGUAAACCUGACGAUCGUGGCGAGCGAAGUGGAACUGGCCAGCCGUAGCAGUUCGGCUCGGGUCCGUGUGCGGGUACUCGAUCAGAAUGAUAAUUUUCCCGAGUUUUCCCAACCGAUCUACGAGAUCGAUGUGCCGGAGAAUGUCACUACCGGCACGGUGUUGGUGCAGAUUGAGGCUACCGACCGGGACUCGGGGACCUACGGUACCGAGGGCGUGCGGUACACGAAUCUGACCGGCAGCAUCUCCCAUUCGCUGCAUCUGGAUCCACGGACCGGGGUGAUAACGGUCACCUCGUUCGACGAUCACCUGUUCGAUCGGGAGAUCGUCCAGAAGCAUUACCUCUCGGUGGAGGCGCAAGAUAAUGGUGGCCGAGGGAACCGUAACACGGUCCAGCUGAUCCUGAACCUGAUCGACGUGAACGACAAUGCGCCGGUAUUUCUGCAGAAACAGUACGACGUGCGGUUGAAGGAGAACGCGUUCGAGUUUGAAUCACCGAUCGCGGUCGAAGCGAGAGACAACGACCAGGAAGGAUCACCCAACAGUGCCGUCGAGUAUCGGCUACUCGACACACGGCAUGCCGAACACUUUCAUGUGGGUCUCAAGACGGGGCGUCUCGCCAUCCGGGAGGCGGUCGACUUUGAGCAGCUCGAUGGUGUUAGCGCCACGGAAACGACCCGGGCAAUUACGCUGACGGUGGAGGCAAGCGAUCAGGGAAGUCCACCGUUGACGGCGGAGGUUACGGUCACGGUGUACGUGCAGGAUGUGAACGACCAUGCACCGGCAUUUCUGGAGUCACAGUACGCGAUCGAACUGCCGGAAGAUACGAUGAGCGGUUACCCGGUCCUGAAGGUGGUGGCCAUGGACGGUGAUGGCUCGUUUCCGAACAAUCUGGUAAGCUACCGGAUCCAGCAGGGUGCCGAUGGGAAGUUCGUGAUCGGUGCGGAAACGGGUGAGAUUUCCGUCACGAGCGGAGCUUCGCUCGAUCCGGAUCUGAUCGGUCCGGAUUCGAUGGCCAGUGGGACGUCGUACCUGUUGGAAGUGAUUGCCACUGACGGUGGCAACGGAGGUCAGCAACUGCAGGGAUCGUGCCUGGUGAACGUGACCAUCACCGAUGUGAACAACAAGCCACCGGUGUUUGCGGGCCCGACGGCCAUCUCCGUCCGGGAGAACACCCCGGUCGGGACGGAGGUUUACCGGCUGAUGGCCAACGAUCCGGACGAGGGUGCGAUGCUACGGUACUACAUCGAUCGCAGCCAGUCGGAGGGCAAAACCGAGGAGGGAGUUCCGGUGAAGCUGGACGACUACGACUUUGCGGCGGCAUUCGUCCUGGACCCGGCGAACGGGCUGCUGAAGAUCUCGAAACUGUUGGAUCGUGAGAAAAUUUCCGAAAUCAAGCUCGUCUGCAUGGUGGAAGACGUGGCCGCCGAGAGGGGUGACCAGAUAGCGAGCACCGUCCUGAGGAUAGGCAUCCUGGACGAGAACGAUAAUAACCCACGGUUCCGGAAACCAUUCUACAAAUACUCGAUCUCCGAAAACACUCAGUACGGUGUAACGGUGGGCACGGUCGUGGCCGAGGAUCCGGAUAUCAACAAAACGGUCAAGUACAAUCUCGAGGGUGAGAAGGCGGUCCUGGAACUGCUGCACGUUGACGAUCACACGGGCGAGAUAGUGGUGCGCAAUCGGAUCGACCACGAGGAGUUCGGUUGGCUAAACUUUUCCGUCCGAGCCACCGACUUUGGCAUCCCGCCGAGGGCAUCCUUCGUCGAGGUGUUUGUACAGGUGCUGGACGAGAACGAUAACAACCCGUACUUUGUCGACGGUGUCGGUGAUUUUUACGUAUCGGAGAACGCCACCAUCGGGACGGAGAUAGUGGCCAUACUCGCGAAGGAUCUCGACUCGGGGGACUUUGGACGCAUCACGUACCUGUUGGAUCGCGUCAGCUCGAAGGAAAAGUUUAGCAUCGAUCCGGAAAGCGGCGUCCUGCGUGUGGCGGGCUCGUUGGACCGGGAGGACACGGAUCGGUACAUGAUGGCGGUCGAAGCGUGGGAUAACUAUCCGUACGGUUAUCUGAACGGCGAAAGUCGGAACGCGUUCAAACACAUACUGGUCCACGUCACGGAUGAGAAUGACAACGUGCCGGUAAUCCAGAAACCAACCACCGGGUGCAGCAUGAUCACGGAGUACCACAAUGUGAAUGAGCCGAUCGCAAAACUGCGAGCGACCGAUGCCGACGAUCCCGCGACACCGAACGGGCAGAUCAGCUUCGAUAUCAACGACGUUUCGGGAAUCUUCUACAUCCAGCAGACGGCGGCACAGUCGGCAGAAAUCUAUGCCCGUGGCCCGCUGAAAAACCUGUACGGCAACUACAGUCUCGAUGUGAUCGUGAGCGACGCCGGAGCGGUGCCGAAUAGCGCCCGGGACACCAUCGAGAUAUGUGUGGCAGACUUCAACGAUCACGCGCCGGUGUUUGUGGUGCCCAGUGGCAACACGACGGUGAAGGUGUUCGAGAACACAACGGUCGGCAAGCCGUUCUUCCAGGUGCACGCCUACGACGAGGAUGUGGGCGAGAACGCCAUCGUACGGUAUCGGCUCCGGAUGGACUCAACGGGCAUCUACAAGAAGUUCAGCAUCGACCGGGAAACGGGGGAGCUCAGUGUAGCGUCACCACUCGACCGAGAAACGCAGAUGAUCUACGACCUGCGGAUCGAAGCGUACGAUCAGGGAGUACCGACACCACUCAGCAGCACCGUCGACCUGAUCGUGUACGUGCGGGAUGUGAACGAUAAUCAGCCCCAGUUUUUGCUCAAAGAAAUUAGCCUCAACUUUACCGAACACACAACACCCGGCGCGGAAAGGAUACGGCUGCCCGAUACGAUCGAUCAGGAUUACCUCGAUCCGCUUGACGGCCCACCGUCGUCCACCGUUUGCUACUACAUUGUGCAGGGCAACGAGGAUGGACACUUUGCGUUGGAUCCGAUUAAGCACGACUUGAUGGUCGAGAAGGAACUGGAUCGGGAGGUAAAGUCUCGCUUCAAGCUGCACAUCAAAGCCACGGAAGACUGUGCCAGGGGCAACCUCUCGUCGGAACCGAACGCUGGCCAUGUGGCCAGCCUGUUGAAAGCAACCGUCUACGUGAACGACAUCAACGACAACUCGCCGGUGUUUGAGUCGAAAAUAUUCACCGGCGGAAUCUCUACCUCGUUCCAGUUCGGGGCCACGAUCCUUCAGCUAAAGGCACACGACGCCGACGAUGGUCUGAAUGGGUUGGUGCGGUACCAUCGGCACAGUGACAUACGCAAAACCCUCGCCGAGGGACUCGACGAUCUCCGGAGUGAUCCGUUUCUGGUCGACGCCGACACGGGCCUGGUGGUGCUCAACUUUUUCCCCCAGAAGUCGAUGCGAGGCUAUUUCGAUUUCUCCGUCACGGCGAACGACUCGUACGGGUGCUCCGAUCGGGCCCACGUCUUCAUCUACCUCAUUCGGGAGGACCAGCGCGUGAAGUUUAUCCUCCGCCAGCGGCCGUCCGAGAUCCGCCACAACAUUCACAGCUUCCGAGAGAUUUUGGCCAACGUAAGCGGAUGCAUUGUCAACAUCGACGAUAUCCGGGUCCACGAGAAUCCGGACGGGUCGGUUGACCGCACCAAGAGCGACAUGUUUAUGCAUCUGGUCGACCAGAAGAACAACUCGGUGCUGGAUGUGCACGAGGUGCUGCACCUUUUGGAUCGGCACGUCGAAAAGCUUGACAGACUGUUUAAGGAGUUCAACGUGCUGGACACGCAAGCCUCGCAGUUGAUCCAGACGCCCGAAAUGGACGAGCUUUCGGUGAACAUAGUUUGGCUGUUUGUCACCAACAUCGUGCUCGGGGCGCUGCUCAUCGUCGUGAUCGGGCUGUCGGUGUCGCAACGACUCACGUACCGCCGACGGUUGCGGGCGGCCAAAAUUGCUGCCUACGGGACGUCCGGACCGAGCCGGAUGUACCAGGAGGUGCUCGGAGCGGUCCCGAACACCAACAAGCACAGCGUGAAGGGCAGCAACCCGAUCUGGAUCGCGACCGGCGAAACGGGACCGGCUGGCGAGGGCGGGGAGUGGCUGCGGGACGAGUUCGACAAGUGCAAGGACGCCAUCGACGCGCAGUACGAGCGUUCGCUCAGCUCCGGGUUCUUCAUCGACAACUGCCUGCAGUACGAGGUGUCGCGCAGGACCGGCGAGGCCAACAAUGCGGCCAACUAUCAGAUCACCCAGCAGAUGACGGACACGGCCGCGUACGCCCGGAACCUCGAAACGACGGAGCUGUAA
Molecule: messenger RNA, 5697 nt
Organism: Anopheles bellator
Lineage: Eukaryota; Metazoa; Arthropoda; Insecta; Diptera; Culicidae
Product: cadherin-23
Exons: 12
Coding region: 1-5697 (1898 amino acids)
Biological process (GO): homophilic cell-cell adhesion
Cellular component (GO): plasma membrane
Molecular function (GO): calcium ion binding
Source: RefSeq, a predicted model, not a curated record